UUGUAACUUUAGUACUAGUUUAUUAUCACACGCGAAAACACCCAUAAAUACGUUACAGUGAAAUAUUAUUCGCAAAAACUACAAAAGCAUUAAAAAAUCGCGUAAAAAACUCAUAAAAACGUAAAAUAUUAUUUAAAAAUCGGGAAAACUGAGUAAAAAAUAUUAAUAAAAAAUAAUUUACCUACGAACACACAAAAAUAACAAUGUUAUAACCUAUAAAAUUAUUAAAUAAUAACAUAAAAGUGCGUUUGUGCUUUUUUUCUGCCCGAAAACAUGGAAAAACAUCAAAUUUUACCAAAAUUCAUCGAAAAAAACCUCGAAAAAUUAGGCUACACGUCUCUACGUGCAACAUCUCCAGCUCCAAACACAUACUGCGUCGAACUAUCACCUCCCCGAAAAGUUUUUAUCAAAUGCCUCUCAACAACCGAAGAAUCAACCAAAGAAGUCAACUUUGAAGCCGAUUUAUACUUCGCAAACGAAACAAUAUUCUACUCCCAACUACUACCACACUUCCACAAACUAGAAACAACUUUCCACGCCACAAUCAACGUGCCUUUUAGCAGUGUCCCCGUGUGUUUAUACUCAGACUCCUCAUGCCUAAUCCUCGAGGACCUCUUUAGCGAUGGCUACACACCCGCAGACAUCAACACACCACUAAACUACACCACAACACGCGUAGUAUUACAACAACUCGCACGAUUUCACGCAUACUCUAUAGCGUUACACCACUACAAACCGGAAAUCUACCAGGAAAUAACCUCGAAAUUAAAAUGUAUUCAUAACACAACCAAAAUAAUAUUCCGUGAAGGUGUAAACGACGCAUUAAAACUCACAAAAAGUUCCUUACCGAAAAACAGUAUUUAUAUAGAAAAACUAUCAUUAUUUGUGUUCAGUGUGUUUCAAGACUAUCCACCGAUAGAUGGCGUUAGUGAAAAUGUGGUAAUCCACGGCGAUUUGUGGCCUAAUAAUAUUUUAUUAAAAGACAACACAGAUGCAAAAUUCGUUGAUUUUCAAGGAUGUCGAAUAUUAUCCUGGGUGGUUGAUUUAAUCAGCGUAAUAUUAAUUUCAUUAGAUAAAAACACCCGUGAUGAAUAUUACAGUGACCUAUUCGAGUGUUAUCGAUGUGCGAUGUGUUUAAAACUCGAAGAAUUAAAUUUAAAUCAAAAAAUUAUCGAAAACACAUUCAACGAAACAAAUUUUUCGGAUAAAAUUAAAAAAGACGCGAAAUAUGCUUUGAUUCCGGCCCUGGCAGGGUUGCCAUUGUACUUAAAACCUAACCAAACUUUAGAUCUUGAUAUUCAACCAGGUGUUGAUCCUGUUUUAAAUUAUUUUCGUAAUUUACGCGCGCAGAAAAGCAUGAAAUGCAAAAAUAAAAUGUUGGAGGUUAUAAUGCAUAUGGUGGACUAUGGAUAUCUGGAUGUGUAACAUAGGCAACCAGAUAUACUACCACUCACCAUUAGCAGAGACUUCAUCAUCGCCGAAAUCCGUAUAGCUGUCGAUACUGACAUCGUCCAAUGGAUUCCAUUUGUUAGAGUGCACUGCAUUGAGGACCACGGCUUUCAUCUUGCGGCGAGCGUUGAACUUUUUCAACUCGUCGACGGUGUCCUGCAGAUGUAUCCUUAGCGCUUUAUCACGAUCCUAAAAAUAUUUUUUAAUUUUUGGUUUUAUGGAGCGAUUAAAUCGUGACGGACUAAUUAAAUUUAAUUAUUAAUGAGAAAUGAGAAGUGUGAAAUAAAAUGUUACGAGCGUGUAAGAUGUGUUGCCUAGCUGUAGUAUGCGUCGACAUUUUAAUAGCCAUGGCAAUAAUUUUUCAGUUUUCAGUUGUAAAAACGAUUGUAAAUCAAAACACAAGUAAUAAAAACUGAUUAAAUGUAAACAAA
This is a messenger RNA of Dalotia coriaria, 1880 nucleotides long. RefSeq lists its product as uncharacterized. NCBI's taxonomy places the organism in Eukaryota, Metazoa, Arthropoda, Insecta, Coleoptera, Staphylinidae. The record is from RefSeq and is a predicted model, not a curated record. Bases 274 to 1425 code for a protein of 383 amino acids. The transcript has a single exon.